Molecule: messenger RNA, 921 nt
Organism: Metarhizium album ARSEF 1941
Lineage: Eukaryota; Fungi; Ascomycota; Sordariomycetes; Hypocreales; Clavicipitaceae
Exons: 1
Coding region: 1-921 (306 amino acids)
Source: RefSeq, a predicted model, not a curated record
AUGCGUGGGCCCGUUGCUCUCGUCACUGUUCUCUCAGCACUCGCUACGCUUGCCUCUGCACUCCCGCCUCUGGACAGGGUGCCCCGAGCAGCUCCGACUACUCGCGUCAAGCCCAAGUAUUCCGUUGUACCUCUUGAGCCUAGUGAUGAUGAUCCACAGAGCGGCAACGGCGGUGCUGGCGGAAACGGUGGUGAUGGUCAGGGUAACCCCACGACAGUCACGAAAACCGGUCAGCACGUUGCCGUCACGCAUCCGGCUUCUACCAGCAUCUCAAUAAUUCCCAUGGCGGGCAAUCCAAAAGUCACAGUCACCGUUACUGCUGAAGUAACCACCACCGUUGCGACGACCACCUCGGUUGCUGAUCCCACGACGACGACGACCCCCGUCGUGACGCCUACAACGACAACGACAUCGACACCGACAGCGUCGGUCUCGGCUCUCACAACGACGGCCUCGGUGACUACUCAUACGACGACAGCCUCGGUCACUUCCUCGACCUCUAGAGUAGAUGCGCCCACAACGUCCCCUAGUUUCGCAACGUCUAAAUCCCUGAUUCCAACCUCCUCUACAAACAUGGGCAACUCGAUGCCCCCUGCGACGCCGCCCGCGCCAAAGCCAACAAAAACCCCGUCUGCUCCUCACUCCAAUCACACAAUCACCACAUCGGCUUCAUCCGCAGAGACCACCAACGCAGCCGCACGUACAACAACUCCUCCUGGAACCGGCAGUGGCCCAAUAUCGUCCAUGAGCCUUCCUGUGCCCAUGGCGACUAAUCAUACCGGGAUUCCCACCACGUCGAGCACCGUCUCUCUUCCGCCGUCGGCCUCGUCAACCUCGACAGAGACUCACGACGACGGGCAGUGGCACACCAUAUACCAGCCUUGGAAUAGCACCGUGACCCGCCGAUUCCGGCGUCUAUGA